AUGAUGCAGUAUUACUACAAUGUAGUGUAUGUGCCGAGGAAACAACUUGUCGUCGCAGAUGCCUUGUCCCGUAGCCCAGUGAAAGUCGGGGUUCCGGACGAUACUGUUGAAGAGUACGUGUUUGGAGUCAAAAUAUCAUGGCCUGUUUCAGACGAAAUGCUGCAGCGUAUUAAGGGGGAGACAAGGCACGAUCCUCAGCUCUCAGCUCUUUUGCUCAUUGUGCAAUCAGAAUGGCCUUCGUACAAAGGACAGCUACCAGAGCUCAUAACACCGUUUUGGGACAGUCAACACCUCCUAUCUCAAGUAGAUGAAGUAAUCUUACGAGGUUCUCAAAUAGUGAUUCCAAAAUCCUUGCGCAGCCACGUUAUCAACCUCGCGCAUGAAGGUCACUUGGGCAUCGUCAAAACCAAAACACGGGCUCGUGAAGUUGUCUGGUGGCCGGGGAUGAACAGUCAACUAGAACAAGCAGUUUCAAAAUGUGAAGCAUGCGCCCAGUACCAAAACCAGCAGCGCAAGGAACCUCUCCAAUCGUCAACAUUGCCCGGUCGUCCAUGGGAGCGAAUCGCAAUGGACUUGUUUUCAAUUGAGAAUUGCAAUUACUUAGUUGUGGUCGACUACUACUCGCGAUUUCCGGAACUGCAACGUCUAUCCGGUUUAAAAGCUGCAACCGUUAUUGAAAGUCUAAAGGGGAUAUUCUGUAGAAAUGGAAUACCGCAGGAGGUUGUCAGCGAUAAUGGACCGCAGUUUGCCAAUGAACAAUUCCGCCAGUUCUCCCGUCGUUACGGAUUUAAGCACACUACAUCGUCUCCACGGUACCUCCAAGGGAAUGGGCUAGCGGAACGCACGGUGCAAACGGUUAAAGAUAUUCUGAAGAAAACUGCGGUAACUCGGGAAGAUCCACACCUGGCCUUACUGGCGUAUCGAACGACACCUCAUAGCAGCACAGGGAUCUCGCCAGCUCAAUUGCUGAUGGGAUGCCGAUUGCGCAACACGCUACCGUCUGCUCCAGGUCAUCUCCAGCCUGAGACUAUAUCCAGAGAUGCUGUCGUGUCUCAGACAUUCAAAGCAAAACAGAUCAAGCAUCAACUUACAACCGACAUCGAGGCGUUCGUACACUCCCACAGCUACUUCCAGGAGAUUAUGUUCUUGUAUGGAAUGCAGACCAGAAACAAUGGCGAACUCCAGGACAAGUCAAGAGGCAAAUGA
Corticium candelabrum is the source of this 1206-nucleotide messenger RNA. RefSeq lists its product as uncharacterized. The record is from RefSeq and is a predicted model, not a curated record. Gene Ontology annotation, biological process: DNA integration. NCBI's taxonomy places the organism in Eukaryota, Metazoa, Porifera, Homoscleromorpha, Homosclerophorida, Plakinidae. The coding region runs from base 1 to 1206 and encodes 401 amino acids. The transcript has a single exon. Gene Ontology annotation, molecular function: nucleic acid binding.